AGAACACCCGAUAUAUUUGGUUUCUAAGCAACAAGUAUAAACGUUGGGAAAAGGAGUCGCAACAGUUAUCAUAGCUGUCACCGAGUGGCUUUAUUUGUAGCGUUAGCUAGCUAAACUCAACUUUAAUUUCAAUUCAGACGACAUUCAAAAGAAACCCUUAGCGGCUGGUGUGGAGGGCUAAGGUGUUUUUGGCAAAGAUCUAACAACAAUACAACCUUUAAGACAACAGAUGAAGUCAUGAGCACGUACCCACAAAGAAGACACAGUCCUCAAGGGCAGCCCAAUAUUGCAGGAAAAAGGCAAGGCAUUGUUUAUACUCAAGCACAACAUGGUGUUGUACCUGGUAGGAGAGCAGAUGGAGUAGACCGGCCAUUUCCAAACAAGCCUGUUAGCCACAGAAGACCUCUCAACCCCCGGAAACAAGACUCACUUGAUCUGUAUGAUUUUGAAAAAAUCACUAUUACAAAACAACCGAGAGGCCUUUUGUUGCCCCCAGAAUACCAUUCAAAUGGCACCAGAAAGAUCACGGGAUCCCGGCAUUCAAGAAAAGACUCGCACCCAUUGCCCAGUGGAGAACUGCAGAUGGCCAGAGCAAUUCAUGCAAAAGAGCUAAUGCUGCAGGAGAAGCUGUGGAGUGUUGAGGAAAAAAUAAGACAAAAAAUCCAGAGAGACGCUGCUGCAAGUGAGUACCAAAGGAGUGAGGAGCAGAGGCACAACAGGAGACAAGCAGAGAGGGGAAACGCUCAGACAUUAACCAGGCUGGCUGAGCAGAAGAAGAGAGAAUCAGAAAGAAAAAGAGAAAUUAUGAUGCAAGAAAGAAGACAGGAGGAUGUCAAACAACUUAUGAACAGGCAAGAUCAGAGGAACGAGGACAGAAUAAGGAAUACACAUGAAGAAGAAGAAAGGGCCAGGUGGAAAAUAAGAGAUAAAGAAGACGCACAGAGUUCCCAGGCGCAUAGAAAAGGUCAUAAAGGUACUCAUCAGAUCACAGCUCAUGUGCAAAAAGUGAGUGGAGAGAUUAACAUUUCUAGGGAAAAUGUGAACGAGCAUACCAGAAGAAGAAGAAAAGGAGGGGAGGAAAAAGAUAAUGGCGUUUGGGGAGAGACAGGUGUAAAGUCACAGGAUGGAAGAGAGAAAGCAAAAGAAAGAGAACAAAAUACAACCUCCAUGGCCGAUAAAGGUUCGACAAGAGAAAGGAAAUAUAGGGAAAGGACAUAUAAGGAGGUGUAUGGUUUAGACGAUGAGCGAGACAUGCCUCAAAUUAAUCAACAGAAAACAUCUUAUAAAGUUGCAACAGAAAACCACAGAGGUGCAGGACUUAAGCUGUCUGUGGGAAUACUGCUUCCACCAGUUUCUCCUCCUUCUCAUUCCAGCAGACCGGAGCAGGAGGAGCUCAGACAGGAAGUUAGCACAGGCACUGGCCUCCAGCUCCUUCCUUGCAGAAUCUGCGACAGAAAGUUUGCAAGCGAAAGAUUACAGAAGCAUAUGCAAAUCUGUAAAAAAGUGAAACAAUCACAUCGUCAAGUCUUCAACUCCUACGUUAAUAGGACCAAGGGAUCCGCCAUAGAGCAGUUCUGGAAAACCCACAGCAAGAGUCCAGAGGAUUUAAAGAACCAAAGACAGAACCACAUGGCAAACACAAGGAAUCUGCAUGAGGGUCGACUCCCAGUUGGAACCUCACAACCCAAACGGCCCAAGUGAGCCGACCAGACCAAACCCAGACACUUUGGCCCUGGACCAUUGGAACAAGAAAUCCUCAGAUGUCAGCACAUGCACCCAUCACCAUCUCAUUAGUCAGUAUAGUCUUGGAAUUGUUAUUUAAUCCCUUAUUUUGUUACAUUGUUUGAAUAUAUUCUAUAUUAACUACACAGAACCAUCUAAAAUAGUUUUGGAUCUUUACAAGAAUAGCUCAUAUCGUUACAUAAUACAUUUCACUGAAAUUGUAUUUUAUAUGAUUUUCACGUGACAAAAAAAUGGAUUAAUAUCAACAAAUACAAAUAUCUGCAGUGUAUUGUAGCUUACAUUUUGGCGAAUAUUGACUAUACACACGUAACAAAAGAAUCUGUUAGUUUUAUUUAUGGAGUUUACACAAAGCAUGAAGCAACAGUGUGUCUGUGAGAGAAGUGUUUAUACAACCGUUACAUCUCCACAAUAUUUGGUUAACCUCGUGAAAAAAAGUAUUCAUAUCUUUAAAUGCUGUCAA
Messenger RNA from Sander lucioperca (pikeperch), 2203 nucleotides. RefSeq names its product capping protein inhibiting regulator of actin dynamics. The record is from RefSeq and is a predicted model, not a curated record. Lineage: Eukaryota; Metazoa; Chordata; Actinopteri; Perciformes; Percidae. The coding region runs from base 238 to 1701 and encodes 487 amino acids. The transcript has 3 exons.